Molecule: messenger RNA, 5453 nt
Organism: Oreochromis niloticus (Nile tilapia)
Lineage: Eukaryota; Metazoa; Chordata; Actinopteri; Cichliformes; Cichlidae
Product: neurocan core protein
Exons: 20
Coding region: 467-4375 (1302 amino acids)
Biological process (GO): skeletal system development; cell adhesion; glial cell differentiation
Cellular component (GO): perineuronal net; synapse
Molecular function (GO): calcium ion binding; hyaluronic acid binding
Source: RefSeq, a predicted model, not a curated record
GGGGCGCUGGAACCGUCUGCCCGUCACUGCUUGCCUCUUUGUUUAGACCGAUUCCGCUUCUUUCCCUCGGCGUUGCUGCUGGCGAGGAGGGGGACGGAGGGAGAGCACCUUGCUGUCUCUCUCUCGCUCUCUCUCUCUCUCGCUUUUUCUCUUUCUGUGUGAGUGCUUCUGCUCCGAUCUGGCACAAAUCGGCGUCUAACGGGAUGACCGGCGCAUAGGCUGCUGCUCAGUGAGGAGAGGAUAAUGUUGAAGGAGUGAAAAGUAAGACCCGGAGCGCUUGUGCAGACACUCGCCCUGGUCUCUGUUCUGCCUCUGCAAAGUGCUGUUUCACCCUUGUUCCGUCGUUCGCCGUCUCUGCACCCCUCGGGGAGCUUUGGAGAGCACCUGAUCUGAGGCGCAAAGCUUUGCUUUCCCUAGGACUGCACCACUGAGGCGAACCUUGGUUCGGUAGACACGCAGGUCUAGGAUGGAGCUCGCUCUGUGUGCAGCUGGGCGGCAGAUCCUCUUUCCUCUGAUGCUGCUGCUCUCUUUAAGCUUGGGUGCAGCCUCCUCCAUUGUGAACAUGCGUAGGAUCACUCAUCCUACAGUGCAACAAAUGUUGGCAGGCAAAGCCACUCUGCCUUGUGUUUUCACCCUCCAGACCAGCACCUCCACUGGGCCUCCUCACCUCCUGUGGACUCGUACUACGCUACCAGGGGGAGGACAAGGUGCUCCUUCGGAGCAGACUGUGCUUUCUGCUAAAGGCGAUGUAAUCAAGGUGAAUAAGGCUUUCAGUGGUCGCAUCAUGCUGCCAGGAUACGCUGCCAACCCUCUGAAUGCUACCAUGGAGAUCUCCAGCCUCCGUACCAAUGACUCAGGCACUUACCACUGUCAGGUUGUCACGGGCAACGACUAUGAGAGGGACACUGUUCCCCUGGUGGUGUCCGGUGUGGUGUUUCACUACCGGUCUCCCAGCGCUCGUUACGCCCUCUCGUUAAGUGACGCCCAGCGAGCCUGUCAGGAAAACUCGGCUCAGAUCGCCACUCCGGCCCAGCUGUGGGCAGCGUACCAUGACGGCUUCGCCAGCUGUGCCGCUGGCUGGUUGGAUGAUCAGACUGUUCGAUAUGCUGUCCAGGUUCCAGAGCUUGGCUGCUACGGACAUAAGGAGUACUCUGCUGGAGUGAGGAAUUAUGGGAAGAGAGACCCAAAAGAGCUGUUUGAUGUGUACUGUUUUGCAAAAGAAUUGGAUGGUGAGGUGUUUCACUCCUCGGUCCCAGGCAGACUGUCCCUUUCUUCUGCCUCCGACCGCUGUGUGUCCCUUGGGGGCCAGCUGGCCACAGUGGGGCAGUUGUACUUGGCCUGGAGGGCCGGCCUGGACAGCUGCGCCCCAGGCUGGUUGUCUGAUGGCAGCGUCCGCUACCCAGUGACCUGGCCUCGUGCUGACUGUGGAGGGACAGAGCCAGGAGUCCGCACGGUCACGCCCAAUGACACCGCUGACAACACUACAGCACUAUAUGAUGCCUACUGCUACAGAGGUAAAGUGAAGAACACAGGCUCCAUCUCUCAGAUCUACACCUCCCUGUGGAAGCCCUGGAGCUACCUCGCAGGCUCAAGCGAUGCUGACUCUACAGGGACAGCUAGUCCCGACGUGACUUCACAACAAACCACCACGAUCAGAGAGUCACCAGAUGACAGCGAGCUUUCACCUUCCAACUGGACGGGAUUGGUUGACCUAGAAGAGGAGGACUCAUUUCACAGUGCUGAUGCCUCCUCAGAGCCCUGGUCCUCAGAGUCCUCGACAGCAUAUGUAACCCUCCAGUUAAUCCCAGGACAGAACUCCUUUGACUGGGGAGAGUCACUGGAGCCUGGACCAGACUCUGAGGAGUUUCUCCUGCCCCCAGUCCAUCCAACUCCUCCUGAGAAGAAGGUUAUUUCCAAAAUCGUCAAGUCCAUUUGGAAACCUUGGAACUAUCUGAUGGGGACUGAAGAUGAGGAGGGAACCCAAUCACCGAGUGAAGAGUCAGAGGAAGAGAAGAUUGUGACGAAAAAGGUCGACCAGGGUUCACAGGAAUCCAGUACAGCAUCAUCAGGUUUGCUUUCUUGGGGAACGCCAUGGUUCAGCAGUCCCCCAGGAGAGAGCACCACACCAGCGAGUGAAGAUUCACCCACUCAUCUGGCAUCUACUUUGGCUGCCUCCAGAAUAUCUAUGACUACAGAGAGCAACAAGAGCUGGGAGAACUCAGAGACACCCACGUCCACAACCUCCAGGCCUGCACCUGAAAUCCCCUCCUCCAGCGGAGACGCCUGGAUCCGUGUCGAUGCCGAGACCACGACUCAGCCUGGAGACAAGAGGGAGGAGACGGUGACCUCCAGAGCCAGUGGGAGAGGACGAGGAAGAGGGAAGAAGAACAGAGGGGAGGACAGGAGCAGGGGAGAAGAGAAGGGGAGAGGAGAGGAGAGAGGGAAGGCAGAGGAGGAGGGAAGUGGAGAAAUCACCGGGGCAGAAGCAAAAGGGGAGAUACAGGUCUCACGCCGGCCAGUCGGAACAAGCAAACCAAGAGAAAGAUCCAGAGAAAGAUCCAGAGAGAGAGGUCACAGGAGAGGACACUCCACGACUACCACAACCACAACCACAACUGACACGGCCACAACCACAGCUGACAUGACCACAACCACAACUGACACGACCACAACUACAGCUGACACAACCACAACUACAGCUGACACGACCGCAACUACAGCUGACACGACCGCAACCAUAGCUGACACAACCACAACUACAGCUGACAUGAUCACAACCAUAGCUGACACAACCGCAGCCAUAGCUGACAUUAGCACAACCACCACCAUCACCACUGACAGGCCUCAUGAGCCAACAGACAUGACCACAUCUGGUACAGAAAGUGACUUUCCUACUUCCAAAUCCUCCCCCGCUUUACCAGAAGCAGAAAAGUCAUCCCUGUCAGUCUCAGAUGCCCCAUAUCAGACACUAUCUUCAUCUCCAUCUGCACCCCCAUCCACCAUGCCAUCCAUCUCUUUCUUCGAGCCAUCCCAAUCUGAAACUGAGUCUCAUUUUCUCCCCUCAUCUAUCCCCUCUUCCUUCUCCCCAACUCUAACCCCUUCCUCACCUCCACUCCAUCCCCAAACCCCAUCUUUUUCACCUUCAGUCCCUUCUAACGUCCCAUCAGAGGCUCAAACUGUUGGAUUGGGAGACACGGCUACAUCACCUCAUUCAAAAAAUCAGGAAAGCUCCACUGACGCCCUAACACCACUUCACUUAGUCCCAGUGGAGAAGGUGGUGGUGAACGGCUCUCUGGAUAACCCUCUGUCACUGUCGGGACCCCCAGAUGAGGAGGAGCCUGCCUGGUCUCAUUCUGUGGGCUCAGGGGCCCUGUUACCUGUCACCAUGGAGGAAGAAAGCAGCAGCACAGGAGGAGGAGGAAUCAACAUCAGCACCACAGCGCUCAGUCCAACAUCUGAGGUGGAGCCCUGCAUGACAAACCCGUGUCUGCACGGAGGGAAGUGCCUUCCUCAGGGAACGGGCUACACCUGCUACUGCCCACAAGGAUACACUGGGGAGAACUGUGAGAUUGACGUUGACGACUGCCAGUCCGAGCCUUGUGCAAAUGGAGGCACUUGCAUCGACAAGAUUGAUUCCUUCCUCUGCCUUUGCCUGCCCAGCUACGGAGGAGACAUGUGUGAGAAAGAUGUUGAAGGUUGUGAGCACGGCUGGAGGAAGUUCCACGGCCACUGCUACAGGUACUUCACCCACAGACACACCUGGGAGGAUGCAGAGAAAGACUGCAGAGAGCACAGCGCCCACCUCAGUAGUGUCGUCUCUGCUGCCGAGCAGGAGUUCAUCAACGGUCUCGGUCACGACAACGCCUGGAUCGGUUUGAACGAUCGCACAGUGGAAGAGGACUUUCAGUGGACCGACACCAACGAUUUGGUUUACGAGAACUGGAGGGAGAGCCAGCCCGAUAACUUCUUUGCAGGUGGCGAGGACUGCGUGGUGACCAUUGCCCAUGAGGACGGCAAGUGGAACGACGUGCCCUGCAACUACAACCUGCCCUACAUCUGCAAGAAAGGCACAGUGUUAUGCGGGACCCCACCUGCGGUGGAGAAUGCCCAUUUGAUAGGUCGGAGGAGAUCACAUUAUGAUAUCCAUUCAGUGGUGCGCUACCAGUGCUCUGAAGGCUUCUACCAGCGCCACAUCCCCACCGCACGCUGCCGGGCCGAUGGGAGCUGGGAGCGACCCAGGAUCAUCUGCACAAAGUCUCGACGACUGCACCGGUACCGACGCCAUCACCGCAACCAGCGCCACGACCGCCACGGCCACAGGAGACAUGGAGGAGAGGGACACAAGGCCAGAGAGGACGCACACAGCUACUACUGAACCAAAUAAUACAACAUCCACAAUGCCUAGGUGCUAACCAUGGCCCAUAAGGAAAGACAGUAGAUCACAGCAUUUUCCAUUUUCCCUUCCCGCUUCUAACCACAAACCGUGUUCUCUGCUUAGCUUUACUCCCCCCAGUGAAUAAGAUUAUCCCCAUAAUCUAACCUCCAUGCUUUUUGAUGCUUCUUUUUAUUUUCUCUCUGCUUUCUUUAACUGAGGUCCAUGCGAACACUGACUUUAGCACCGCCCUAACAUCCUCCAUCCCAAACAGUAACUCCUCCACUCGUCUACAAACUAUAACCUUCUCUUGGUCUGUCAGCCUGACAGCAGUGUGUGAACGUAUGCAUGUAAGACAGAAACUUAGAGGAGUGCCAAGUCACUUUUUUGGAAAGGUUUGCUUGUUCUACAUGAAAAAAGUAACUCAUCUUAGUAUUCUGUUUACAAAGCACAGAUGUAAUUGAUGCAAGAUAGUCCUGGUAUCCCAGCUUUUUGUACGUGUACUGUAGCUGUUACUUUUCCAUAGAGCACCUGAAUAGCUGGUCUCUUUUACUCUACUGACGUGCUUUUUUUCUAAUAUCUGUUUGUGAAAUGUUACUAUUUAUUAUGAAUCAUUUGCUAGUGAACAUGCUCUCUUUUUCUUACUUAUCCUUUAGAAAGCUGACGUAACACCAUUUUUCUAUACCAAUAUGUAAGUCCAACAAUCAGUCGAUAACAAAAUUAAUCAUUUGAUUGCCUCUAAUCUCUGUACUGUAAAUAUUGUGAUGUGUGUUAUUGGCUCAAACCUGAUCAAUAGCUGGACCUUGUCCAAUCCGAUAGACUCCCCAAUCCCCAUAAGCACUCUAAGCUAAUGUAUACGUCCCAUUGACAUAGUUUGUGUGGGUGGGACUACAGAAUAAUUUGACAUAACCACUUGAUUGUACCUAAUUUGCACGGCCAUAUUUACACGAUGGGUAGAAUGUCACUCUUUUUCGUCUUUUGUCUCUUUGAUAUUUGAUCUGUUAUCCACUUUUUUUGGUGUUAUGACUUUUUGUCCUGCUGUUGUACUCCAUUCUUAAUAAAGCGAACAAAAUGGACAAAA